AUGAAAUUGCUGAGUAUUUGUUUUGCACUGUGUUUAAGUUUUUCGAUUUGCAAUGUAAAAAGUGCGAAAAUUUUGGGCGUUUUUCCCAUGCACGCCCAUAGCCACUACACAUUGGGAAUUACAUUAAUGAAGGAAUUGGUGAGCAGAGGUCACGAGGUCACUUUUAUUAGCGCCUAUCAACAAAAAAAUCCCAUAAAAAAUCUGAGAGAGGUUUCUUUGGAAGAAGCUAUUCCAGAAAAUGAUUACAAAAAGUUCUUGUUUCAUCUGCACGAAGCCUCAUUUUUGGAGCAAAACAAUUUAAUAAUAAAAAUGGGAAUAGAUCAAACAAAAAACAUACUUAAUCUAGAAAAAGUACGAAACCUACUUAAACAAAACGAACGUUUUGACCUUGUAAUAAUAGAAAAUCUCGUAAAUGAUGCCUAUUUGGGUUUCGGUUAUCAUUUUAACGCACCAAACAUUCUUUUGGCCCCUGGACCUAUGACCUAUCUGAACAAUUAUUUUGUUGGUAAUCCUUCACCUUCAGCAUACAUCCCUAAUAUUAGUUCGAGAUUUGGUCCCAACAUGAACUUGAUAGAGAGAAUAAAGAAUCUAUACUAUAAUACACUGGGAGAAAUUUUGUUGAAUUUUAAGUUAAUACCAGGCCACAACGAGAUACUUCAAAGUACUUUCCCUGGUGCACCCGAUAUAAGAGAGUUAAUACACAAUGUUAGCCUAAUUUUAACCACAUCACAUAGCAGCAUAAACAGCCCAGCACCUUUAAUGUCCUCUGUAAAAGAAAUCGGAGGUUAUCACAUCAGCAAACCAAAAGAUUUACCUGAAGAUCUACAACGCUAUCUGGAUGACGCCAAGGAAGGCGUGGUGGUUUUUUCAAUGGGUUCCAGUCUAAAUGCAUCCAUGUUACCAAAUCAUUUAAAACAGUCUAUUUUGAGGACUUUUGGAAAGCUACAGCAAAAGGUUUUAUGGAAAUUAGAGACCGAUUUACCUGGGAAGCCCAAAAAUGUUAAGAUUGUCGAUUGGCUUCCACAAAAUGACGUCUUAGCUCACCCCAACGUAAAACUGUUAAUCUCUCAUGGUGGUAUUCUAAGCGUUAUAGAAGCAGUUUACCAUGGCGUACCAAUCCUGGGUAUUCCAGUAUUUUGGGAUCAAGAACAAAACAUCAAAAAUGCAGUCCACAAUGGUUUUGCUUUAAAUUUGCCUUUGAGGGAGCUUAACGAAAAUACAUUGUUUUCGUCUAUCCACCAUAUAUUGUACACUCCAGAAUUCGAGAAAAAUGUCAAAUCCAGGCAAGCUAUUCUCCUCGAUCAGCCUAUGACCCCCAUGGAGACCGCCAUAUACUGGAUUGAACAUGUUAUUAAAUACAAAGGAGCUGAACACUUGAAAUCGCCUGCGUUAAGGUUGAUGUGGUACGAAAGGGAUAUGUUGGAUGUUUACUUUUAUAUUUUGUUGUUUUUCGUCGGAUUGUGUUUAGUUGUGAAAAAAUGUUUUAGGUAUUUGUGUAGUUGCAAGUCCAAGAAGAACGUUGUGAAAGUUAAAAAAAAUUAAGUCCUUUAUUUUAAAUAUAGUUUGUUUUCUUUAACAUCCUUUAGAGAUGUAUACAAUACAAUCAGUAUGUAAGAAGAGAAUGUAUUUUAUUAUUUCUGCAUUUGGGUGUAGGACUUUUUUGUGGCAAAGCGUUUGAGCGAUGCAUUUAUACUUCGCCGGAGGCAUGGUCUUAUGUUAGACUGUGAGAAACUGCUUCUAUAUCGGAUUUAAACGGUUAAAGGGUUAAAUUUCGAUUUACACAGAAAAAUUAGACAUUUGACCGCCGCGGCGCGCCGGUAAUACAGAUUCCCAU
Messenger RNA from Brassicogethes aeneus, 1834 nucleotides. NCBI's taxonomy places the organism in Eukaryota, Metazoa, Arthropoda, Insecta, Coleoptera, Nitidulidae. The record is from the annotation of a GenBank genome assembly.